AUGCUGCUGCUGCUGCUGCUGCUGCUGCGCCUGCCAGGCCCUUGGGCUGCCCACGGGCACCCAGUGUACAUGCGCCUGCCCCCCAGCACCCUGCGAGCCCUGUCUGCCCAGGGGACACAGGCGCUGCAGGCUGCUCAGAGGAGCGCACAGUGGGCGGUAAAGCAGGUGGUGAUGGAGAUCCAGCACAGACUGCACCAGUGCCCAGGUAGGGCCCAAGUGGUGCCCAGGCCUCAAGCCCCCUUCCUCCAGGACCUACCUGUGCCAGGGCCGUGUGGUGAGAGGAGCCCAGGCCCUGCCAACGUGACGCGGGCUCACGGCCGCAUAGUGGGGGGCAGUGCCGCACCCCCGGGGGCCUGGCCCUGGCUGGGGGGGCCCCACGUGCGAACUGGCUGGGGGGCGGGCGGAGGGGCAGGGUCUCCAGGGCCCCGCUGUGCCCCGUCCUUCCUGCCUAUCACCCACCACUCACCCCGCAGCGCCCCGAACGAGCUCCUGUGGACCGUGACGCUGGCCGAGGGGUCCCAGGGGGAGCGAGUGGAGGAGGUGCCGGUGAACCGCAUCUUGCCCCACCCCAAGUUUGACUCGCGGACCUUCCACAACGACCUGGCCCUGGUGCAGCUGUGGACGCCGGUGAGCCCUGCGGGGCCGGCGCGGCCGGUGUGCCUACCCCAGGGCCCGCGCGAGCCCCCAGCGGGCACCACCUGCGCCAUCGCGGGCUGGGGGGCCCUCUUCGAAGACGGCCCCGAGGCCGAGGCGGUGAGGGAGGCACGCGUUCCCCUGCUCAGCGCGGACACCUGCAGGAGGGCCCUGGGGCCUGGGAUGCACCCCAGUACCAUGCUCUGUGCCGGCUACCUGGCCGGGGGCGUAGACUCCUGCCAGGGUGACUCUGGAGGCCCCCUGACCUGUUCUGAGGCUGGCCCCCACCCCAGGGAGGUCCUGUUCGGUGUCACCUCCUGGGGGGAUGGCUGCGGGGAGCCAGGGAAGCCUGGGGUCUACACUCGCGUGGCGGUCUUUAAGGACUGGCUCCAAGAGCAGAUGAGCGGUGAGCGUCUCCACUAGACCCUCUCCUCCCCGGAGUGGUCCCGCGGACAACCUCGGGACAAGCCGGUGUCUACCCUGCUUGUGUUCACCUGAACGCCCUUCUGCGUCGGGAAAGCCCGUCUUCCGGGGAAGGACUGCCGAGACCCGGCCCAAAUAGCUGAGCUGCGUUCCCUGGCGCACACGCUGCUGGGCCUGCUGCGGGGUGCACAGGAGCUGCUGGGCUCGGGCCCGGGGUUUCGGCACCUGGCUCCGGUCCUGGCUCCCCCUGCUCGGUCGCUCCGAUACCCUCCCGGACAUCCCGCCCGCGAGCAGCGGCUGCACUCAGGAUUGCGAGUUGCAGACACGAAGUUCUCCAAGCCGAGGCUGGAACAACGGCGGGAGGCGAACGGCUGUCCUGGGCUGGAGCCGCUGCGGCAGAGGUUGGCCACCCUUCAAAGGACCCAUGCCUGGAUCCUGCAGGUGCCCUCGGAGCACCUGGCCAUGAAUUUCCAGGAGGUCCUCGCAGAUCUGAGCUCUAAGACACUGACCGGUCUCUUCAGAGCCUGGGUUCGGGCAGGCCUGGGGGGCCGGCGCCUGGUCUUCAGCAGCCUGGUGGGCCUGGAACCCGUCACACUGGCUCGAAGCCUACCCCGGAUGCUGGUGCAGGCCCUGCAGGCCUUCCGCUUGGACGCCCUGGCAGAGGGAGAGCCUGAGGGACCCCAGGUGGACUCAGGGACAGAGCCGGAAAGGAAGGAGCACCACCUGCUCAGUCCUCAGGCUCUCCCAGCCCAGCAGCCAUGA
Tupaia belangeri chinensis (Chinese tree shrew) is the source of this 1818-nucleotide messenger RNA. RefSeq names its product serine protease 56 (gene PRSS56). Gene Ontology annotation, biological process: proteolysis. Gene Ontology annotation, molecular function: serine-type endopeptidase activity. The record is from RefSeq and is a predicted model, not a curated record. The transcript is spliced from 12 exons. NCBI's taxonomy places the organism in Eukaryota, Metazoa, Chordata, Mammalia, Scandentia, Tupaiidae.